CCAAGCGCCACGCAAUGCUUUGUUUUCGCGAAACAGCGAAGGAGCAUCGGCUUGUGGGGGGGGGGACAGCGGCGCUGCACUGCCGGAGACAGACCGUCCUCUAUGAGGACCUAGGAGGCAUACGGAGACAUGGCUUCGGUAGGACUGAGAGCAGUGUACCACAGGACCCUGGACAAGAUCGAGCUCAUGCUGCCGCCGAAACUGAGACCUUUUUACAACCACCCCGCAGGUCCGAAGACUGUUUUUUUCUGGGCUCCGGUGUGCAAGUGGGGCUUGGUGAUGGCAGGAAUGGCAGACAUGACGCGGCCUGCGGAGAAGCUCAGUACCUCCCAGUCCACAGUCCUCAUGGCCACAGGGUUCAUUUGGUCCCGGUACUCGCUGGUGAUCAUCCCCAAGAACUGGUUCCUUUUUGCUGUCAACUUCUUUGUGGGCAUGGCUGGAUCCUCCCAGCUCUUCAGAAUCUGGAGGUACAACCAGGGCCUGAAGCAGCAGCAGCAGCAGCAGGCGGCUGUGGAGCCAUAAGCUCCGCCCCCUGCGGUUCGGAAAGGCGGGGAGAAAGGACGUCCUCCGGUGGUCCGACACGUGAGCCACCGAAUUCCACCGACCUCCCGCCUCUGACCUCAGACGAAAUGGGAGAAAACCUUUCAUAUGAACAUUGUGUAACUUAUCAUGGUUUCACCCUAAAGCAAUACCUGUUCCAGUGCGGUGAAGUGUCCACUCGCUCCGUGAAUAUAAUUUAAACUUUUAUUCCACAGAAUGUCUUUUUAAUAUGUUUUCGGUUCAUUUAAAAAGGUGACUUUUGGCGUUCGCCGUGAAAUCAAGGGAAAGGUUCUCCGACGUGAUCUCUGUAAAGGAACGUCUCCCAAUAAAUAUUACAGUAAGCA
Messenger RNA from Scleropages formosus (Asian bonytongue), 884 nucleotides. RefSeq names its product mitochondrial pyruvate carrier 2-like. The record is from RefSeq and is a predicted model, not a curated record. The transcript has 6 exons. Bases 130 to 522 code for a protein of 130 amino acids. NCBI's taxonomy places the organism in Eukaryota, Metazoa, Chordata, Actinopteri, Osteoglossiformes, Osteoglossidae. Gene Ontology annotation, biological process: pyruvate import into mitochondria. Gene Ontology annotation, cellular component: mitochondrial inner membrane.